AUAACCACGCCUAUCUUCUAGUUGCCUAGCAACUGAGAAAAAAAGAUAAAAGAGAGAAAAACAGAGAGAAUUAUAAUGCCUGGAAAAUCUGUAGGGAGUGCUAGUAAAGCACACAGCAAUAAGAAAGAAGUUGAGCCUGAGCCUGGAGUGAAGAAGAUCCUGAUAUGGCCUGAGUGGACAGAAAGUGAAAUAGCAGCUGAGAAAUUUGAUCCUGGCGGUAAAGGGAAAGAUAAGUCAAAAGCUGCAGCUGCCUCUUCAUUUGCUCUGUAUGAAGAUCCUGAUGGACAACCCCACCUCCCUCCAUCUCUCUCUGGGAAACUCACCGGAUGGAAAAGACCGAGUGAAUACUACCAACAGACACCUCCUGUUGUUGUUUCUGAUAAUCAGCAAAACAUUGAUUUAGUGUCUUGCAAUGAGCACUUACUGACAAGCAAACUCAUGUGCAAUAUAAUAUCCGAGUUAAAUUCAUUGAUAUACUUGAAGUCAUCGCUCCCAUCACUGGCACAAGAGCAGCCUGAUGCUUUGCCUCUUCCAUGGCAGCCAUGGCAUCACAUUUGUCCAUGGCCUAAAGGGACGCCCACUCCAAUGUAUAACUCACUAGGGAAAUACUGCAUUAAACUAUAUUGGAUGGGCUUAUGGCGUAAAGUAACAGUUGACGAUUGCAUGCCCGUUGAUGCUAAUGACUCAUUAUUGUUACCAGUAACGUCAGUCCCUGGCGAACUCUGGCCUCUACUAAUCACCAAAGCAUUAUUGAAAGUCAUCAACUUAGAGUGUAUUGAUACUGAGUGUCCUGAUGAGUGCAGUGUAGUUGAAUUGUUAACUGGUUGGGUAUGUGAAUCAUCUCCAAUAGAGAGUAUGGAUGAUAUGUGGUCACUGAUAACUGGGUCAUUGAAAUUACCGAAAUGGGAGAGACCAACUGAAAAUGAAACCAAAAAUGAAGAGGAAGGAGGAGGAGAAACCACUACAACUACUACCAUUGACAAUAGAGAUUCUAUUUUGCUGGUUAAUUUUACCACUACUUCAGCCGAGAUAUUAAAGAGGUGUGGUUUGUCUUUUAUCGAUCCAACCCACCCAAUAUUAAUGACACAAUGGAGAAAUGAGCCGUUAGAACUGCCACCAAAAGAACCACCACUUCCCUCACUAAAAGCUCCUUAUUAUCUUGGUUUGAAGAACAGGCUGCAUGAGCCAUGGCUUCCAUCUCCUCCUCCAAUUAAGACCGACCACAGAUCAUUUGAAGUGUACUCUCCAUUCGUCGAUGUGUCCUCAUCAUCAAUUGGUCUGAUGUGGAUUGAUCUUGAUGACUAUGUAUCUAUUUUUAAAGAAUUGAGAUUAUUUAGGAAGCAAGAGUCAUUUGAUCACAGUCAUUCAUCUAGUGAACUAUCAUUGACAACGGCCAAUUCUGUUGUACCUCCUCCAACUGCUGGUAGUGUUAAGAAGGGAGUAUCAAACACUCAAAUAGCUAAAGUUCCUGUUUUUGAUAUUAUUUUUGUUGACAGUUGUCAGCCAAUUAAUUUAUUGAUAAGUUUUUCGUCGAUCAAUUGCUGGUACGAAGGAGGCAAUCUCAUUGGAACCAUACCACUCCAAACACUAGGAUUUAAGCCUCCUUUAGCUCCACAGCCAGCAGAAGAGACCAAUAAACAGCAGCAGCAGUCACAGAUUCCCCCUGAGGAGGUAGUCCUUGGCUCAAUACAGAUAGAGAAGUAUAAUUGGAGGGAGUUUUGUGGAGGCUGUACAGAGUCUUUGAUAAAGAUGAGAGUCAAGUCAACUCAAGCUAAAUCACUUUCUCUUCCAAGAGGGAGACAUACACUAAAGCUGCACAUGACUGGUACAUAUGGAUACCACAUUGCCGUAUAUUCAAACACCAAAUUUACCCUCACAGACGAAGAUGGAGUAUUACCAUUGUUAUCUACUCCAAGUGAGAGACUAAUACAUCAUUCCAAUCUAGUAUUUGAGAGUUUGCUGAAGGGAGCUUCUCUGAAUGAUGAACCCGAUCAAUAUCAAGAAUUUCUUUCAUCACUGACUUCAACUCAUGUGUCUCGUGGUGUUCAGAAGAAUUACGCUCAUGCUUUCAGAGCUGCUUUACUCCAUACCUUCCACCUACUAGGACCACAGUGUGGCUUGACCAAUGACCACAGGUUUGCAUGGAAGUCUUUCAUUAACCAGUUGAUGGUACACCUAGCUGAGGGAUUCCUACCUGAUGAUGAUGACUGUCCUCCAAUGAGACUUGAGGAAAUGAGGAAACUGAAAUUUGCAGAGAGACCAACACUCACUGAAGAAGAGCUACUACAGAUAACAAAUGAUAUCACAAUGACAGAGGAGGAAACUCUUGAAAUAUUGGAGUCAUCAAGCUCCAAUCAAAGCAAGAGACAACAGUUAAUGAAAGGAAUGCAGAAACUGAGUGCAAUCAGUGUGGAUGAUGAAGGAAAAACAGGAGGAGAAGAGAAGGAGAAAGAGAAGGAUGUCAAAACUCCUGAAUUAGCUCUAAGUACAUCAAAACGCUCCUCACAUGACACUCCUGUAAUGUCUAAGAAAUCAUCAACCGAUACAUUGCCGUCACGUCGCUCAUCAGGUAAAAUGACUGGAAGUAAAUCAAAGGAGAAAGUCGAGAGACAGAGUCUAAUCCAGAGCAGUAUACCAUUACUCCAGUCACAGUCCAGCGCCAUGAGUAUGGCCAUAUUCAACUGUCUCUUUGCUAUACGUCCUGACCUACUGGAUACCUUUCAUUUUGGAGGGGAUGAGACCAGCAGAGCUUACUUUAAGAAUUUGUCUAUAGGACCACCUGUACCCUCACUGGAGCCUAACAAAUGGGCAGUUUUAUUUAGGAGUGUGUUCAGUGUGACUGAUAAGCAGGUAUUAUCAUUCAGACUCCACGGAUCGUUGAAGAAAUACAUCAUUAAAAUCAUCAACAAUGAUACUAUGAUUGAAACUAAAUGCGGUCUACCUUACCCAGUGUCAUGCACUGUGGAGCCUAACCAAUUGGGCUAUACGUUGCUGUGUGAGAUAUGGUCAUUGAAAGAACCGGUUGAUGUUUCCGAUAAAGUGCAUCUAACGAUAAUAUCUUCGUCUAAUUACUUACCAACAUUCACCAACGAGCCUUCAGAGGAGAAACUCAGCACUGAUUUCCAUACUACAGUAAUACGUAAUUACUAUCUCCCUGAUAGAUACUACACUAUGCUUAGAUACAAUGUGAAGGUGACUGGUAUGUGUCAUGUUACCAUUCAACUUGAUACAUCAAAACCAGAUGUGAUGUUUAAGCUAGAGGUCCUUGAUAAAGGUGGAGUAGUUAUUAGUCGCGAAGGAUGUGGUCACUGUGUGAUACCAUCAGUAACAUUACUGCCAUCAAAAGAAGCGAAAGAUGAAGAACCAGAAGAAAUUCAUCACUACACCAUACAUGUGUCAGUACUGCAGGAUUCAUGGCCAGUGUCUGAGAGCUCGUGGCAGUACAUAUCAAUGAUUAGGAACAAUGAGAAAGAAGACAAGCCGUCCUCGGCUAAGAAAACAAAGGGAAGGGAGAAAGGUUCAAAGACGCCAAAGACAACUGGAGGAGGAGAUGGAGGAGGAAAAGGAGGAGCCAACACAUCCCAAAGUGAUAAUGUUGACGUAACUAAACCACACUGGACACUGCGAGUAGUCACUGACUCAGAUAAUAGCAGUAUGAUUAAAGUGACAAAGGAUACCGAGAAAGAGGACACACAAAACAGCAUGAUAAAGGCAUGGGACACUGAGCAACCAGGCAGAAGCCAAAAAGCUCAGAAGUCGAGACAAAAGUUCCUUGAAACACAUGCUCUACAGAAAGAAGACACCACUCAAGAGGGAGAUGCAGCAAGUGACACUGCAGUGAGUGUCUGUACCACUGCCACUGGGACUGAGUCCAUUCCUUCAUUUGCUCCUGUUGCUCUCAAGACUUUAGACACUUCACCUUAUGUUGAGAGUACAUUAGGGUCUCCAUUGUUUGCUGAUAAAGAGUAUGAAGAUGAACAGGAGAGGAUGCAGAAAGAGACAAUAGAGAAGUAUCGGGAAUGGAGACAAAGUGUUCUCGAAGCGAGAGAAGCUGAUCAACUCAAGAGAGACAAUCUAAAGAAAGCACAACUUAGAAAAGCAAUAAAAAUACAAAUGGCCCUUAACUCAACAAGAGAGAGACUGAAUGCUCCGAGAGAGGAACUACGCAAUAAGUUCCUCUUACUGGAGCAGCAGAAGCAGGAGGCACUAGCUGCAGAGAAGGCAAGGGAAGAGGCCAUUGUUUCAGCCAGUAAAGAUUCAAAGAGGAAAUCACCAAAAGGGAAAAAGAAAUAAAACAGAAAAUAUAAAAAAACCACAGAGCAGAUAAUAAUGUGUAGUAUGCUGUGAUAAUAAACAAUAAGGAAAAAGCAAAACAGAAACAGAAAAAGGAUUACCACACAA
Molecule: messenger RNA, 4401 nt
Organism: Amphimedon queenslandica
Lineage: Eukaryota; Metazoa; Porifera; Demospongiae; Haplosclerida; Niphatidae
Product: androglobin-like
Exons: 33
Coding region: 76-4293 (1405 amino acids)
Biological process (GO): proteolysis
Molecular function (GO): oxygen binding; heme binding; calcium-dependent cysteine-type endopeptidase activity
Source: RefSeq, a predicted model, not a curated record